CCGUUGCAGAAACGACAGAGGACUGUGGAGGAUUUCAACCAGUUCUGCACCUUCGUUUUGGCCUAUCAGGCUACAUUCCCUACCCUGAAGAGCCUGCUCGUGAGCUGCCCUGCCUUCCCCACCAGCCUCUACAAUGUCCGGCCCCAGCAAACCAAACGGAAGAAACCACCAGCAAAAAAACUGAUUUUGGAGCAGGAGGUGGAGAAGAGGGUGCCGCUGAGCGCUGGGAAGGGCUUUGGGGCAGAGCAGGACGGGGUGAAGGAGCUGGCUGUGCUGGAGGGACAGGUGCCUCCUGUGAAAGAGGAGCUCUUGGAGCCUUCCCUCAACCCGGCUGGGGACCCCCAGCCCAACUCCCUCCUGGAGGAGCUGAUGAAGGAGGAGAAGGACUGGAUCCCUGGAGUGCAGGAAACCGAGAAGCCCGGAGAUGAUCCUCAGCUAAAGGAGCAUGACCCCUGCUCUGGAGGGAGGAAAAGCCCCAGUUCUUGUAGUACCUUGGACCAAAGCGAAGGGGAAGAUGCAAGCAGAGGAAGCUCCCAGCUUAGUGCAGUCGAAUUCACAGCAGCUCCCAACACCAAAGCAGAAGAUGACGAUGCCUGGGAUCUGAUCACCUGCUUCUGCCUGAAGCCCUUUGCAGGGAGGCCCAUGAUCGAAUGUAACGAAUGCGCUACCUGGAUCCACCUCUCUUGUGCCAAGAUCCGCAAAUCCAACGUGCCUGAGGUUUUCAUCUGCCAGCGAUGCCGCGAUGCCAAGCAGGAGAUUCGCCGCUCUAACCGAGCUCGGACGGUGCCCCGCAAGCGCUUCUGUGACUGA
Messenger RNA from Cariama cristata (Red-legged seriema), 810 nucleotides. Its product is annotated as PHD finger protein 13-like. NCBI's taxonomy places the organism in Eukaryota, Metazoa, Chordata, Aves, Cariamiformes, Cariamidae. The transcript is spliced from 4 exons. Gene Ontology annotation, biological process: mitotic chromosome condensation. The annotation marks the transcript as partial. Gene Ontology annotation, molecular function: chromatin binding. The record is from RefSeq and is a predicted model, not a curated record.